Molecule: messenger RNA, 611 nt
Organism: Frankliniella occidentalis (western flower thrips)
Lineage: Eukaryota; Metazoa; Arthropoda; Insecta; Thysanoptera; Thripidae
Gene: ND-13B
Product: NADH dehydrogenase [ubiquinone] 1 alpha subcomplex subunit 5
Exons: 3
Coding region: 147-509 (120 amino acids)
Biological process (GO): respiratory electron transport chain
Source: RefSeq, a predicted model, not a curated record
CAUGUUUUACUGCUGCUAUAAACUCCCAGCCUGUUUAGCUCAAAUCCUCCCACAAGCCUAACCUCUUCUUCUUGUCAGUAGAAAGAAACUUGGACACUUGCAGACGACUGUUUGAUGAGAAUCCGAUAAAUUGUACAAAUUUGACCAUGGCUGGGGUUACCCUAAAGCUGGCCACUGGCCUAACAGGCAUGAAGGUUGCCCGUCAUCCCACGAAAACUCUUUCUGGUAUUUAUGGGAAAAUACUCCGUACUACUGCCAAGAUGCCUGACGAUGCAGCGUAUAGGAAGUAUACUGAAGCGGUGGUUCGGGAUCGAGCAGCAGUUGUUGAAAGGGCUGGUGAUGACUGGAAGAGAGUUGAACAAGAAUUGAACAGUGGUCAGAUUGAAGAGUUGAUCAUUCAAGCUGAUAAGGAACUUUCUCUUGCUCGUAAAAUGUUAGCAUGGAAGCCUUGGGAACCUCUAGUUACCAAACCAGAAGCUGAUCAGUGGAAGUGGCCACCACCAAAGUAAAUAUUGUAAAUAUAUUAGUUUCUAUCCUUGUCCAUUUGCUUGUUAUUUUGAUUGUCUGUGUAAUAAUCAGCAGAAAAUGUAAAUAAAAUCCCUGGUACCUAA